UGUGUGACACUUUUUUCCAUUUAUUUGGAAGUUUGGUAAGUAGUUAAAUUUUUUGGUCUUCACCAUUGACGGGUAGCAGUAAAACUAAUUCAUUGCUUACCAUCAGCGCGCUAAGCGGUAGGGGUUUAUCAAUGAGUUUUUUCUCAUUUACAAGAGUUGAAUCGAGUGAGUUGUUAAAUUUAAGUAGGGGUGAUGAAUUGAGAUAAGCAAAACCCAACAAUUACAAUGAAGAGGAAACUGAGAGAGUGAGAUCACUCAUGAACAGCCUUGACAAACAAACCCUUAAGAAUUUGUUGGGACACAUUCUAGGAAGCUUCCAUUCUGCAUGGGAUUAAAUCAUGUGGGAGAAGCUUUAUCAGCUGUUGGACAUGGAUUCAGGAACCACGGGCAACCCAUCCAAUGUUUUCAAUUGUCAUCUCUUCUAUUCUGGUGAGCUUUCUUUAGAUGGCAAUGGAUUUUGGUGUAUCUCUUGGGGCUGCGAUUGUGAAGGACGUGGUGUAUGCAGCAACACGUCAACUUCGUUAUUCCUUCUGCUUCAGCAAUUUAGUUGAAGAUGUUGUGAGAGAAAAAGAGAGGUUGUUAUUGACAAGAAACAGUGUGCUGGACAAAGCAGAGAAAGCUAAAAAGAGAACUGAAAAGAUAUCCAGUGAUGUUGAGCAGUGGCUCAAUGAUGCAAACUUGAUCUUGGAAGAAGUGGAGAUGCUGGAAGUGAAGGCAAAAGAAAAAAAGAGCACUUUCCUCUGUCACUGCCCCAUUUGGAUCUGGCGACAUCGUCUAGGAAAGGAGGCAGCGAGGAAGGCAGAUACCAUAAGAAAGCUCGAUAAAAAUAGUAAGUUCAAGCAAUUUUCACGCCUUGCUACACUUCCUGGCAUGAAAUACUAUUCUUCUGAAGGUUUUAUAUACUUUGAGAGUACAAAGUCUACUUAUGAUCAAAUUCUAAAUGCACUUAAAGAUGAUGAGGUUUGCGUGAUUGGAGUGUAUGGCAUGGGAGGAACUGGAAAAACAGCCCUGGUAAAGGAAGUAGGUAAAGAAGCUGAGCAGAUCUUUGACAAAGUUGUCUUUCUUGCUGUGUCCAGUGCUAUAGAUGUUAGAAAAAUACAAGGCAAUAUUGCAAGCUCACUAGGCUUUGAGUUGAAAGAAGAAGAUAUCUCAGAGAGAGCCAAGCGCUUGAGUAUGAGAUUAACUACAGGAGAAAGUAUUCUCAUAAUUCUUGAUGAUGUAUGGCAAAUGCUUGAUUUUGAAGCCAUAGGGAUUCCCUUUGGUAAAGAUCUCGUGAGAUUCAAAUGCAAUGUUCUCUUGACAACAAGAAGUCGACAAGUAUGUUCUAUGAUGGAUUGUCAAAAAAUAGUUCCGCUAUCGCUCAUAGCUGAAGAAGAGGCAUGGGCUCUAUUCCAGAAGCAUGCAGAUAUAACUGAUAGUGCAUCUGAUCCCUUGAAGGGUCUGGCACAAGCAAUUACAAAUGAAUGUAAAGGACUGCCAGUUGCAAUCAAAGCUGUGGCUAGCACUUUGAAGGGCAAAAACCUGGUUGAGUGGGAGGAAGCUUUGGAAACAUUAAGAGAUUCUAGACCACUGGAUAUUGAACCUGGUCUGGAGAAUCCUUAUAAAUGUCUGCAACUAAGUUAUGAUAAUUUGAAGAAUGAAGAUGCCAAGUCACUUUUCUUGUUAUGUUCCUUCUUCCCAGAAGAUUCAGAAAUUCCUCUUGAGAUUUUAAUCAGAUUUGGAUUUGGGCUAGGCUUGUUUGAACAAGUUAAAUCAUUCAAGAGGGCAAGGACUAAAGUGAGUGCAAUUAUUAAUAAACUCAUAAGCUCCGGUUUGUUGCUUCAAGCCGAAGAAAGGCCAUCUGUGUUAAUGCAUGACUUGGUACGUGAUGUAGCCUUGUGGAUAGCAAAGGAAAAGGUUCAUGUCAUAUUGGGCCCUAAGAUGGAUACAGAGGCAUUGAGAGAGGAUACAAAUAUAAAAGAUACAGUAAGAUUCUUGUAUUUCUAUAACAUAAAUGAAUUUCCAGAUCAAUUGGAUUGUCCAAAUCUUGAGAUUCUAUACAUGUACACGGAGGAAAAAGGUUCUUUUCAAGUGCCAAAUUCACUUUUCAAUGGGGUUAAUGAGCUCAAAGUUUUGACCUUGCAUUUUCAUAGGCUUUUAAAGGAAACCCUGUUAAAGGAAACCCUGUGUCUAUUGGGGGCUCAGGCAAUCUAUUGCUUAACAAAUCUUCGAACCUUAUGCCUAAAAGGAUGCAAAUUGGAUAACAUCUCCUUUUUGGGAAACUUAGAGAAACUUGAGACUCUUGAAUUCUGUAAUUGCAUGAUAAACGAAUUGCCAAAUGACACAGCAGAACUGAGGAAGUUGAGGCUGCUAGAUGUAUCACUAUGCAGUAUAGGAGGAAAUCCUUAUGAGGUGCUGGGAAGAUGUUCACAACUAGAAGAGUUGUACUUUGUAAAAAAUGAUCUUUCAGAAAAGGUAUUAAAUGAUCAAAAUCUGGCCAAAUUCUUUCGCAAGAGUAGCUCUUCUCACAGAUUGCAAAGGUAUCAUGUAUAUAUCGGAAGUGAUAAUUAUAAAUUUAAAGGUGAUAUGAGAUCAAGAUUUUUAUCGAUAAAUCACUUUGAUGUGUCCAUCUCAAGUUCCACAAUCAAGGAUCUGAUACAAAGAGCAGAAAUUCUUUUUCUCAGAAAAAUAAAGAGAGGUUGUAAAAAUAUUGCCCCUGACAUUCUCCAGAUUGAAGGAAAAAGUACAAAUGAGUUAGUUGAGCUUCACAUUGACAGUUCUGAAGAGAUGGAGUACUUGAUUGACACUACAGCUUUGUUUGAGGUUGGGAUUGUCUUCUCCAAUCUGGUUAAGCUGAGAAUCUCAUGGAUGAAACGUUUGAAAGAAUUGUUCUGCGGUCCGCCUCCUCUUGGCCUUUUUGAGAAGCUAGAAGAGCUGUGUGUUGCACAAUGUAGCCAGCUGUGUAGCAUAUUAUCUUUUUGGAAGCUGAACUUUCAAAAUCUCAAGAUCUUAAAAUUUGAGAAUUGCCCCAUGUUGACAUCUCUCUUCUCAUCUGCUGUUACUCAAAGUUUGGGACAAUUGGAAGUGCUGAAAAUAAGACAUUGUGAUGGUCUGAAGCAUAUAAUGACAGGUGAGGACGCAGAGAUAGUUUUAGAUGAUAAUGGUCAACAAGUUUUCAGAUCAGUGUUCACAAAAUUAAAACGGCUCAUUGUCAAAUGGUGUGGACAACUGGAGAGCUUAUUCCCAGUCUCUUUUUCUAAGGGCCUUGUGCAAUUGGAGUAUUUAGAAAUAGACAAAGCUCCUGAAUUGAAAUAUAUUUUUUACCAAAAUCAGCUAUCCUGUCAGAAUCAAAAUGAGUUACACAUCAUUGAGUUUCCUGUUCUAAAAUUACUCAAGCUGUUGCACUUGCCAAAUAUCAUUAACAUUUGUCCAGAAAAUUAUCAUCCAAUGUGGCCGUCUUUGCAGAACUUGUAUUUGCUGCAGUGUCCCCAUUUAAACAUCAUGUCUGUCAAUAAUUCCAUUUUUGGUUUAACAACGAGACAUCAAGGUGAUAUAGAGGAACCGAUGCCACUUGUUACACAUAGCAGCCAAGUGGUUAAUGGAGUUUCACCAUUACUAACUCUGCAACAUGUAGAAAGUCUUGUUGUUGGGUUCUGUAAAAUAGAAGGCAUUUUACAGCUGACAGGACUUCCCAUCAAUGGAGUGAUAGAUCAACUGACAUCAUGUUUACACCGUUUGUCUUUGGAGAACUUACCUGAGCUGGGCUAUAUAUUUAGGGGUCCUUUACAAGUUUUGAGCCUUCCAAAUCUUGUAGAACUAUGUGUCCAUGGAUGCAGAAAAUUAAAAUAUAUCUUCUCAUCUUGUAUUGCUGGUAGCCUACCUCAUUUGGAGGUGCUGGACAUAAAAUAUUGCGAUCAGUUAGAGGAAAUCAUUGAGGAUGAAGAACAAAGGAACCACUUGAAUCAUUGUAAGGAAUCAAAUGAAGGGGAGAUCACUUUGGUUUCUACCACUCUUGAGGACAUGUCUCUUAUCCACCAAAGUACAGGGCCAUUCAAUUUUCAUAGUCUUAAGCAGCUGAAACUAGCUUCUUGUCCAAUGUUGAGAUCAUUGUUCACCCCAUCCACUGCCAAAACUUUGACAUCAUUGCAAUAUUUGACAAUAGAAGAAUGUCAACGGUUGAAAUUCUUAGUAGCCGAAGAGGCAGUUCAAGAAAAUAGCCCGGAGGAAAUUGUUAAGGAGGAUCAUGAAGGGGAGAGCCAUGUAUUCUUCUCCAAGUUGGAAGUUCUCAGGGUUGAAAAAUGUGAUGCAUUGGAAUACAUAUUUCCGGUUUCUUACGCUCAAGGUCUAGUGGAAUUGAAAAACAUGGUAGUGAGUGAAACUCACCAGAUAAAGUAUAUAUUUGGCGAAAGUCAUCACGGCGAGAACUCUUCCAGCAGAAAGAAAAACCAGAUCCAAGUUCAGCUUCCUGUUUUGACGGAAUUCUGUCUUAGAGGUUUACCAAGCAUCAUUAGCAUUUGCCCAGAAAGAUUUUAUGUUGAAUGCUUAUCUUUGCGACGGUUUUCUCUGGAUUCACUUGGAUUACCGAUCAUGUCUAUGAAGAAUUCGAUGAAAUCUUCAAAAGAAAUAGAGGGGGGCUGCACAUCCAACCAGGUGUCACUGGAAGAAGUUCCAGAUAUACAGACAAUUGAAAAUUCUGGUAAACUUUCACUUUGUACCUGUGAAAUAGAAGCUGUUUUCCAAAUAGAAGGACCUUCAAUCAAUAAACAUCAAGAUUCACUGACCUUAAGCUUAAGCUACCUGGAUCUGCACAGUUUACCUGAGCUAAGGCAUAUAUGGAAGGGUCCUCAAGAACUUCUGAACCUUGAAAAUCUCAUGGAGUUAUCUGUAUUUGAGUGUGAAAAAUUGAAAUAUAUCUUCUCUUCCUCAGUCUUGAGAAGCCUUCCCCAGUUAAUGUCCUUAACUAUAAAACACUGUGAGCUAUUGGUGCAAAUUAUUGAAGAAGAUGAAGGUGAUAGAAAUACCUUAGAUUGUAAUUGUCAGAAUGUGUGUUUCCCAAGGCUGGAAAUCCUUGAUAUUCAGCAGUGCAAUAACUUGAAAUGUCUUUUCUCUAUCUUCUCACCUCUUGAGCUACCUCAGCUACAGUUCCUGUUUAUAGAAGAUUGCUCUCUGUUGGAGAAAGUCUUUCGAGGAAAAGAAUGUGAGAUUGAACAAGAGCAGGUACCUUUGUUUCCAACUCUGGAGUGCCUAAGGCUCAGAAAACUGCCAAACCUCAUUGAUAUCUGCCAAGGAUUUAAACUGAAAUCUGUGUAUCAUGAAGUUGAGGACUGUCCUAAGCUCGCUUCAGCUGCUGCUGCUACCUUAAAAAUUUUACCACAAGAACACCGAUAUCCAGAAGAAAACAGAGAACAUAAAGAAGAGGGAAAAGGAAACAAGGGAAAACAAAAACUACUAAUAGAGGAAACAAAUGCAGUUGAUCUGACCAAGAGCUCCAUAAAAAUUAAGGAAGUUAAUCUGGGAGAUGCUAGCAGUAGUACUAGUACUCCCUCCAUAGAUGCAGGCUUUAACCCCAACAACAACACAACAGAGACAAUUUUUUACUUGCCAAAGGUUGCUGAAGAUUAUAUCCAAGGGCUUGGGAACAACUGCAAGACCAAGCAUCUUUGUGAAGAUUUCAACUGUGGAGUUGCUGUUUCAGCACUUAUGGCUCCACAAGAGUUGUAUACUCCUGUACCAGCAGCUCUCAAUGGUCAUGAUCCUUCACCUGCUGUCAUUCUGAAUUCAGCUCCUACAGAUUCCUCUCUCAUAACUCCAUCCACUGCUAUACAGUCAUCAGUUUCACUCCCAGCUGUUCAUAUUCCACUAACAGAAGUUGAUCAACUGGAGAUUACUCCAACAGAAGAAUAUGCCAUUUUUAGGGACAUUGGGGCAAUCAAGAAAAGGCAUAUCCAUCUUUUAGAGCAAGCUAUAGCUAGUUACCCGUCUCUUUGGUCAUGGCGUGAGAAAUUCCCGCGUCCAAAAAUGAGAGAAUUUGGAUACGCCAUCUUGGGUGAUAUGUUGGAGUUCCUCACAGUGACUCGGUGGGGAAACCUCACUGAAACAAAGAAAGCUGAAUUUGAGACUUUAGUGUGUGAGUUGGAGGCCUUUGGGUUUGAUAUGCAAUGGUUGAAGAGCACAGAGACACUGAUUAAACAAAGCAAGAUAGAUAAGGAAGCCAUUGAUCACAUGAAGAGACUUGAAGUGCAAGUACAGGAACAACAUACUGUUAUGCAGGAAUUAGAGGUUCGUUUUCAGGUGGCGAAAGAGGAGCUAACAAAUUUGAAAUCAGAACUAGGGAGAAUAAGAUGUGAGCUUGGAAACUUCGACGACUUCAUAGGAUUUUGAAUUAGGAAAUGGAAUUUGAUGUAAUUUUUUUAAAAAGGUAAAUUAUUAAUAUCAAAGGUUCUGGAAU
This is a messenger RNA of Lotus japonicus, 6427 nucleotides long. RefSeq lists its product as uncharacterized. Lineage: Eukaryota; Viridiplantae; Streptophyta; Magnoliopsida; Fabales; Fabaceae. The record is from RefSeq and is a predicted model, not a curated record. The transcript has 7 exons. Bases 445 to 6360 code for a protein of 1971 amino acids. Gene Ontology annotation, molecular function: ADP binding.